Messenger RNA from Symbiodinium natans, 939 nucleotides. The record is from the annotation of a GenBank genome assembly. Lineage: Eukaryota; Dinophyceae; Suessiales; Symbiodiniaceae.
AUGGGAGGCAUCGGUGCGCACUGCAUCGAAGACUUUCGCACGCUGCAAAUGUUCGUGGAGGCCCCUUCCAUGUACAAGGAGACGUUCAAGCUUCACUGCGUGGAGAAGUGCUUUCCAGACCACGGUGUGAGGCGACCCGUAGAGAUUGUGCUCUUCGAUUUCGAUGAGACUCUGACCUUGGCGACAUUCAUGCCUUCAAUGAGCUCCUUCUCACGUGUCGACUGGGAUCCUGGCGAAUUGUCAGGGACGGACUGGAGCGCUGAGGAGCUGGUGCUCUACAGCUUCGAGUCGCCUUUCUCGGAGGGCUGCAGACUGGCGCUGUUGAGGGCCAUGCUCCAGGAUAUCUCCAAGCGGCACAUCUUGGCCGUGCUCUCGAAAAAUGAGAGCGGUGCGGCCGCGGUCUUGAACCUGCUGAAACUGGCGGGUCUUGCAAAAUACUUCAGUGCCAUUUGGACUACGCCUUACCGGUCGCUCGUUCCUUGCGCCGUGUACCAAGCUUCACCUGGACAGUGGGAGGUGUUUGAGCCCCCAUUGAUGGACAUCCAGGAUCACCAGACGGAGGUGCUGUACCACAUAGUGGAGCACACCGACAAGUGGUUCCCCCAAAUUGGGCUGAAGCAGGACCGCUACAUACGGCUGCAGCCGCUGUCGCCUGAAUCGGUCAUCCUCGUAGACGACGAGCGUGAAAAUCUGCAGAGCCCACUUGGAAAGCAGGCGCUGCGCUAUUGCAAAGUGGCCCGGUAUGAUGAAGUCUACCGAAGCUGCGGCCCGCUGAACCAGUUGGGCGGCAUCGGUGCACACAGCGAGGAAGACUUCGAGACUCUCAGGGCGUUCAUCGCCGAGCCCUGGGCCUUCCAGGAGCCGAGAUUUGAGAAGGAGCAGGGUGAGGAGGUGGCCGACCCUCAGCUGGAGUUGCUUGCAGUUUCUGUGUACCAGUAG